Messenger RNA from Macrosiphum euphorbiae (potato aphid), 585 nucleotides. The record is from the annotation of a GenBank genome assembly. Lineage: Eukaryota; Metazoa; Arthropoda; Insecta; Hemiptera; Aphididae.
AUGGACGAAAGGGUAAGCAUCCGUGAUAAUACAAAACCUCUAAGGAAAUAUGGCAGUAUAAGUAACAGCACCUACUUUGUCCGCAAUGAGCACUUCAUCAAACAUGUUGUCACGGAAACGGACACAUUGCAGGGGCUUGCACUUAAGUACAGCGUGACGACUGAGCAAAUACGAAAUGCCAACCGACUGUUUACGAACGACAGUUUGUUCUUGAGGGAACAUCUGAACAUACCUACUUGCGAUAUCAAUGCCACUGGUACAAGCAACUUCCAAAAUGACAAAGGGUCAAAACUACCCAAUAUAUCACCGAUUGAAGAGCACAACAUUGAUGACUGUAAUAAUUUCUUAAAUAAAAUAGAUAACAAAAUUGCUAGUGCAAGAGCUCAAGUUAUAGAUAGUCAAGACAGAAGUGUGUACUGUCCAGAAGAACAAGUAUUAUUCACACGCCAACGAUUAACAAGUCGUAGAAUACAGGGUCCUUCAAUAAGUACAGAUGAAAUACCAUUAAUAGUGACCCAGAAUCUAAAGUUAAUGAGUUCACGGCAGCGGCUGGAACAAGAAGAAGAAGAAAUGUUUACUCUGUGA